AUGAAGCAACAAGGUAAGACAAUAAAAGAACCUAUUAAGCAGCUCCCAUAAGAGUCAGCUGAUGCUAAAAAGAAAUAAUAAUAAAGCAACAGUAACAAUGUUUAGUAGGAAAAGAUUGCAGUCAAAGAAUAAAAUCAAUUAUAGGGAUAGAGUAGUAAAUAAAAUGCAAAAGAUUAAAAAAUAUAGCUAGCUCCUUUAAACCCAUAAGUUUAAAAUAAGAAAUUAGAGAGCUCAAUGCUCAAUGAAUCAAAGUUAUAAAUGUCAAGAUCAAUGCAAAAUUUAAGCAAUAGGACACUUAAUAAUAAAACUAUUAGAUAUCUUUCAAAUUUAGAUCCAAUUGAAAUUCUUCCAUCAGAAAUCAUUUUUAAAGAUAUUCAAGUUAAUUAGACUUAUGAAAUAUAAGUUUUUGUUCGUAAUCUUACAAAAACUACAAGAAGGAUUAGAGUAUUUUAGCCUUAAUCAACUAAAUUUAGAAUAGACUAUGGCGUUAUUGGUGGAAUAGCUGCAGGUUUAGCAAUUAAGCUUACAGUUUCAUUUGAAACUUCGGUUUUAGAAGAUGUGCAUGAUUAUAUGAAAAUUGUUUCAGAUAAUGGUUAUGAAAAAGAUAUUCCACUUCACGCAUAUGUUUCUAGUGGCUAAGUUAUUUUUGAACCAUUUAUAAAUUUAGGUUUUAUCAAGUUGGGAAAAGAAAAAAGAGAGGAGAUUCUCUUUAAAAAUGAAGGAAAUGCUCCUGCUAAAAUUGAUUUAAAAACUUCUGAUGUGAAUGAAAUUUAAUUUGAAACACCCUCUUUUACUAUAAAGCCAGGGUAAGAAUAUAGUGCUGCAUUUAAAUACACUCCAAAGGACGCAGGUAUUUACAGAGGAGUUAUUGAGAUAGUUACAGAUGCACAAUGUCUGCAAAAACAUAUAGAUAUAAAUGCAACUUCAGUAGAUUUUACUAGAUUUAUUAUUGAUGAAAAUGGUAGUUAAGUAUCGUAAUUUGAUUUUGGAACUUUUUAUUAUGGUCAAAAAAAAGCGAUUGUCGGAUAUUUAGUCAACAACACUCCUAAAAAGUAUAGAUUUAAAACUAGAUUUAGAUUUGGGUUACUUUACUCGUUAGAUGAUAUGACUAAUGUUUAGCCACCCAAUAUAGUUGGUAGAGAGUAAACUGAAAAAAUUAUGUAUUGUGAGCCUUCUGAAGGAAUAAUAGACAGUUAUUCUUAGGUUGAAUUAAUGUUUAAAUGCUAGUCAUAAGUUGAUUAUUAAAAUUUGUUAUGGGCUUAAAAAUAUUGUCUUGAAAAGGAUGAACUAACUCCUAAAAUUUAAGACUAAUUUUAUUCUGCUAUUUUUGAAUUUGAUGGUGAAUAAUAAGAACCUUUAAUACUCCAUUUAUCUGGUAGAGGUAUUUGCCCGAUGGUGAAAUUCUCAAAAACUUUAUUAUAAUUUGGAGAAUGUUUAGUUAACGAUUACAGAGAUAUUAUUCUAGUCCUUGAAAAUAGAAACAAAGAUUUACCAAUAGAUAUUAAUAUUUAAAAUACACCUGGAUUUCAGUUUGAACCAAAAAAGUUUACAAUUUAAGAAGGAGGAUAAGUUCCGAUAACUGUAAGAUUUUAGCCAAAGAGUGUUGGAAAGUUUAACCAAAAUAUGAUCAUUAAACUUGUUGAAAAUGCCUAUGAUGUCAAAGUUAAACUUUAUGGAGAUUCGACCGAAAUAGGUCUAAGGCAUAACUAAUAAAGAGGACCAGAAAGUUUGCCUGAAGAUUUCUUUAUGGAAAGCAAAAUUAUAGAUGAAGAAUCAAUACAAUUUAACUCAAUUAAAAAGAAAUUUGAUUAAUCAAGCAUUUCAUCUUAUCCUAAAUACCUUGAAUCUAUUCUUGAUACAACUUAAAUAGCUAAAAUAGAAGAAUUCAAAAAGAGUUUUGAUAAUAGACAAAAGUAUAACAAUGAGUUAAAAGAGCAAAGACAGCAAAGAUUGAAAAAAGAAAAAGACUAAAAAGUUUAAGAAAAGUUUUAAUAAAUUAAAGAAAAACUUAGAUUAUUGGGAUAUGACGAUGGUGAUAGUAAGGAAAACGAUGAAGAUGAUGAAAACAAAAAACCAAUAGGCAAUAAUCCAUUUAAAGAUGCACCUAUUGAUUAUGAGUAUGAAGUUGGUAUGGUAGACUCUAAAGUAGAACCUCCUUCAUUAAGUUUACCUGAAGCAAAAGAAUCAUUGUUUGUUACUAAACCUAUUGAUGACUAUGAACCAUUUAAGUAAGAUGACAUCAAAAAUUUUGAACCAGACCCUAAUAUACCUGUUAAAAAGAAAUUUUCUAGUGAACCUAAAAACCAUUCUGAAAUAAGAGAUGUCAACACAGUUUUAGAUGGGUUUUAAUUACAAAAGGUUUUUGCUGGGCCUAUUUAUAUUGAAUUUGGAAACGUUUAUGUUAAUUCAGAGAUGGUCAAAACCUUUAGAGUUAGGAACGACUUGAGGGCUGCUAUAUCUGUUAGAUUAUUUACUGAUCGCUAGGAAUUGAAAAAAACUUAUUAAAAAGCAUAAAUCAUUCCAAGUGGACAAACAGCUGGUUUUGAAAUCGUUUUAAAUUCUCGAAACCUAGGCCCAUUACGUAGCAACAUUAAGUAUUUCAUAAACGAAAAGCAUUCGUUUGAAUUCUAAAUUGUGGCAAACAUAGAGCUUGUUAAGAUUGAAAUAUCUAAACCUUUGCUUAAAAUGAGUUUUGGAGAAGAUAAUAUAGAAAUGAGCACUAAAGAAACUAUUAAAUUAGUUAAUAAUGGAAAUGCUCCAGGUAAGUUCAAGUGGCAUACAAAUAACUCUAAGAUAUUCACUAUUACUCCAGAAGAAUCUAUUGUUUAUCCUUAGAAGCCAGUUGAAUGUACUAUUGUUUAUAAGCCAUCUUCUGUUCAACAAAUAGCAAAUACUUCCUCAACUGGUGCAAGCUUUUUGCAGUCUACGAAUCAAACAUCUGUCUAGGCAAUAACAAGAACCGAAGAAGAAAAGUUAAUUCUGAAAGUAACAGAUGGUAUUGAGUAACAGCUUAAAUGCAUAGGAUCGUAUACUGAAGCAAAAUGUUCUCUCAAAUAAUAGUCUUUAGAUCUAAAAGAAAUAUGUGUGGCUUAACUGAUAGAAAGAACCUUUGAAAUAAAAAAUAACAACAGAUAACCAGCUGUAUUUUGUAUAGAGGAAUCAAAAUUACCUGAAGGAGUUAUUAUUUCUUAAAUGAAAGGUAAAAUUGGGAGUGAUGACACAAAGGUUUUGAAUUUAAAGUUUAGCUCUAAGAAAGAGUGCAAUAUUAAGGGUGAUAUUGUAAUUUUAAUUAGAGGAGGAAAGACUCUGAAGUUGCCUUUUUCUGUUUCAACUAUUAUCCCAGAUAUUCAAAUCAACUAGGAUAAAUUUGAUUUUGGAAACAUAACUACUUUAGGUAACCCUGGAUAGCUUGAGAUGCAUCUAACCAAUAAUUCUUCGAUUACUGCGGAGUUAGUUUUAGAUUUGAGAUACGAUGAGGAAAAAGAUGGUAUGGAUGAAGAAAAAGAUGGACUUGAUUGCCUCGAUGUCGCAUGUUUAGAAUAAGCAGAUGAGAGUAUUUUACACUCUAUAGCUGAUCAUGAAGAAGAACAAUAAUAAAUUGAUUCAAAAUCAAAAUAAAAUGCUAACUAACAUAUUAACAAUAACAAUAAUGCUGAUGAUGAAUUUGAUUAAGAGAAUUUAGAUGUGUCAGAGUAAUCUGAGGACGAAGAAGAAGAAACCAAGCUGUGCAAAUAUUAUUCUUUAACAAUAUAACCAGGAUAAACCCUUCAUUUCCAACUAAAAUUCUCACCUAAAAGUUUCAAGUAAUAUAAGUUUUUGUUUCCAAUUUAGCUAAGAGGAUAUGGCCUGAUUGAUGGCUUAAAAAGAUUUAUCUUUUGCCGUGGUUUGAAGCCUAAGUUUUUAAUUGAUCCCUAAGUCUUAGAUUUCGGUAAAAAGAUUAUCACAGCUCCUGAUAAACAAUCAAUAGGAAAGUAGUCUAUUCUUUCAUUCUCAAACCCUGACAAAAAUUCUGUUUCUUGGUAUGUUGAUACAAACGUAUUAGGUAAUGACCGUAUAUUUGAUAUUCGUCCUGAUCAAGGUGAAGUAGGACCUGGAGAAUCGAAGAAUAUCUCAGUAUUUUUUAAUCCGUUUGAACCAGGUGUUUAUGAAAAAUAGAUCCCAUUGUUUGUUAAAGACCCUGAUAUGAAGAUUAACAGUUCUUACAUCGAUAUUACAUUGAAAGGAGAAGGUGCCUUCCCUAAGUUGCUUUUUGACAGAAAAGAAAUUAUUUUACCAGUAGUUCCUUUAGGUGUUGAAGCAAAGUGCGUUUUUAGAAUUAUCAAUAGUGGAUAUGAAAAUCUUAACUUGAAAUAUAAAAUAGUGGAUGAUAUUUCUAAACUUAAUAUUGAUCUAGCCUUUCCUGAAGGUAAGAAUCUUGGUAUUACUAAAAAUAAAAUUAAAGUAGAAGCCACAUUUUCCAGUAAAAAACCAAUAUCAUUUACCACUCGAAUUGAGUUUUAUGAUGAUGCAGAAAGAAGCUAUGAUAUAUAAAUUUCAGGCACUACAGAUAAUUCUCUUUUUACAAACUACUCCUAUUUCUAGAGAUGUGCUGGAGAGUUUAAAAUUGAUUUAGAGCAUGACAGAUCUCCAUUAAAGCUUGAAGUAGAUGAAGAUGAUUUGGAUUCAAUAGAUGGACUCUCAGAUGGUAGGGUUGGCAAAGCUGCAGCUAAAAAAAAGGUAACAGGAGGAGCUUAAAGCGUCGUUUCAGCAAAGACCCUCUCAUCUUAUGGCUCUUCUAAAUCGACUAAAUCAUUGCUAGGAUAUUCUCCUAUUCCAACAUAGUAUUUAGAAUAAAAUGUAGAAUUUUUAUGCAGAUGGCUUAACUUUUAUGUCUUAACAUAAACCAUUUAAAAUUUUCCUAAUUCUAUAAUUGAAAGUAAUGGGGCUUAAGUGUUUGAUAUUCUUACUUAUCUAUCUGGCAAGACGGCAUUUAAUUUCAAGGCUAACAUAGACUUUUCAGCUAAGAGACUUGAAAAAGUUGAAAAAUUGUAUAAGCAGUAUGAUGAGUUAAUUCGCACAUUAAAAAUCGAAGGGGCUUUAUUGAAUCAUAUAAGACCAGAAUAUUUAUUUAGUUAUAACGAUUAUCUCUUUUAUUUAAAGACACUCCCAGAAAAAAAGUAAUAAAACUUAACACCUUCUGCGCUAAAAAUGCCUGCUUUAAGGUUUUAAUACUAGUCAAUAGAGGCUUGGACAAGUUUAAUUUAUUAGAUGAUCAAAAUUUAUUAUUUAUCAAGAAUUAAUCCGAAAACAUUUAAAUCUGUUCCUGGUCUUCCACCAGAGAAAGCAUAAAUACCAGAAUAUAUAGAAGGUAGUAAUUUCAUAAGUAGUUCUGAGGCUCUCUUGCUGAAUUGGUUUGAAAUCCAUAAUGAAAUCAUUCAUCCUAUACAAAAGAGAAGAAUACGUAAUUUUGAUGAGGAUUUUUAAGAUGCAAAUCUGUAUGCUUCUGUAAUUCAAUCAUACGUUGGAAAAUCUUGCUACAAAUAUUUUAAUACAAUGAAAUCGAGUUGUUCAAGUGAUAUAGAAAUCAAUUACAAUGCCGAAAAGCUUAUUUAAGGAUUAACAGAAAUAGGUAUGCAAACACAUCUUAAUGUUAAAGACAUAGUAAAACCAUCGAUGAGAGAAACUCUAUUGUUUUGUAUUUAGCUAUUUUUCUCUCUUCCCCACUACAUUCCCAAAGGAUAACCAAUAAUCUUUUAAUGUGUGCUUGGUGAAGAAGUAGUAAAAAAUAUUGAGUUGCAAAAUCCAACAAACAAGCCAAUAAGUUAUUGGGUCUAAUUAGAACCUCAAGGAGGUGAUUUUUCUCUUGAAAGCGAUGAUAAUUUUGUUAUUGAACCUAAGUAAACAUUUAAAUUUAAAGUUAAAUUUACCAGUAGAAUAUCUGAAUCUGUGACAGGCCGUAUUAGAUUUACUAACAAAAAAGAAAGUAACGUAAGUGCUGCUGCACUUGUUUUUGAAUUAAAAUCUUAAGUGAUUGGAAGAAUAUCUGAAAUAAAUUGGACUGUUAAUGCAUAGCUUUAUGAAACAGUUGAAAAGUAGAUUUAAGUUACUAAUAAAUUCCCAAGUGAGUCAGGAGAAUUUAUGAUUAUCAUCACACAAGAAAGAUUCAAAAAUGCUGAAGAAAUGAAAAAAAAGCGUACUAAUAAAAAAUCUUUGACUGCUCAAGGUGAUUAGUAAUCACUAUCAAAUAUUAAUGAUAACACAGCUCUUGCUCCUUCUAAAAAGCAAGAAAACGAAAUAUUUCCCUCUUUCUUUUGCUAAAAAGCUUCUAUUCGCUUAAAAAAGGGUUAGACAACAACUAUAACAAUAAUUUUUAUUCCUUUAGUCAUGGAAACACAAAAAUGUUUUAUUAUUUUUAAAGACCCUAAUGUAGGUGAAUUUUAGCAUGAAAUGAUUGGAACAGUUGAAAUGCCAUCGCUUUUACCAGAUAUUAUUCGCUUUCCCUUAACAGGAUAUCCAACAAUUUUUGUAGACGAGAAUUCAUAAUAAGAAGUUGAAAUACCUUUUGCAAAUGACCCUAUGUUAAAAGCUAGAAAGUAAGUAGAACAAUUAAUAGUUGAGAAGAAUAGAGAUAAAUAUAUGAGGGGAGAUAAAACUUAGGUUAUAAGACCUGAGAAAUUGAAUUUCCCUGGUGGAAAUCCUGAUAGUGUAUAAUAUGAAAUAGAAAUGAAUCCUCCAAAUUCAUUUAUCUCAAUUAAAAGCUAAUUUGUUGUCAUAAAUCCAUUCAGAUUCACCAAGAGUAAAUAGGAAAAAUAAGAAAGAAAUACUGGAGAGUCUAAGAAGGCGAACUAAAAUCACACUGAAGAAUCAGGAAAUGUUUUGUAAGCUAACUAAACAGGAUAAGCGUUUGCAAGCUAAGGAGUUAAUAAAUAUCCCUUUUAAUUCCUUUUCAAAUAGCCUGUAAAAGACUAUAAGUUCAAUUUGACUUUUAAGAAUGCUUAAAAAACUGAUAUUCGUAGAUAUAGAUGCGAAAUUACUGUUUUCCCAAAACCCAUAAAGGCAACAUUAGAGUUUAGAGUUCCUGCAAGGCACAGCACAACAUAAGAGAUUCCAAUUAUAAAUAAUACAGAGAGAGAUUGGAAUAUAAAAGUAAAUUUAAUUUAAGAUGCCAAAAAUGCACUACUAUUUACUGCUCCCUCUCAUAUUUUGAAAGACUUUUUCGUUAAGAAGAAAAGUACAGGUGUUUAUCCUAUAACCUUUUCUCCUAAUUGGCUCGUUUAAGCAGAAUCUAAGCUAAGCUUAUUCAACCCUCUCACUAAUGAUUAAUUUGAAUAUGACCUUAAAGGAUUUGGUGAAGAACCUGUAGCAGAAGACCACAUAGUUAUCAGUUGUAAAGCUAAGUAGCCAACAACUAAAGAAAUCGAAAUUCGUAAUCCGUAUACAGAUAAGGAAAUAGUUUAUAGAGUAGAAACAGAUCUUAUAAAUGCAUCAGGACCUUCUUCUCUGGCUAUAAAACCUGGAAAAAGGGCAAAAUAUGUCCUUACUUUGAAUCCCAUAUUAAGUGGAUAAUACACUGGAUCAAUAACAUUUUAUGAAAAUGACGAAAAAUAUUUAUGGUACACUGUACUCUUGAAUACAGAAAGCCCAAAACCAGAUAAAUGUAUUGAGAUGAGCACAUAAGUGAGGUAGGCUGUCACAUUUAGUAUUGAAAUAAAAAAUCCAUUAAGCUAAGAUGCAACUUUUGAAGUUAUGAUUAAUGGUGAAGGAUUAAUAGGUGAUACAUUAUUUAACUUACCUGCAAAGUCAGAGGGAAAUUAUGAGCUUAUUUAUUCUCCUCUCGUAGUUGGGCGAUAAAGAGGUUCAAUAGCUUUCAUAAAUGAGUUGCUUGGAGAAAUUUGGUAUGAGUUAAGUUUAACAUGUGAAGACUAGCCACCAGUUAGAAUGAAUGUGUUAAGAUGCGAACUUGGAAAAGUAGAAGCGCAUUAAAUAUUUUUAGAAAAUCCCUCUGAAAAGGAAGUUAAAGCAACAACAAAGGUUUCAAAUCCAACUAACUUUGAUGUAAUACCAGACAACAUAAUUUUAAAACCUCUUUCGAAGACACCUAUACAAAUUAGAUAUAUGCCUUCAAAUCUUGAAGUUACAGAAUAGGGAGAAGUUACAAUUUCAACACAAGAAAUUGGAAAAUGGAAAUUUUUAACUUUUGGAAUAGGUAUACCUCCAACUAAAUUUGAGCCUAGAUUGAUUUCAGUAGGCCUUAAUAAAGAUUUUUCUACAACAAUUCACUUCAAAAAUCCAUUUAAAGAGAAUAUAAAUGUAACAAUCACGUUAGAAGCUACUGGUGAAAAUAAAGAAGUCUUCAAAUUACUUACAAAAACUAAGAAAAAUGAAGGAGAAAAAUCAGUUAUGCAGGUUCCUGGAAUGAAUGUCAUUUAAAUUCCAUUUUCGUUUGUCCCUAGAGAAAUAAAUUGCUAUUAUUGUGAAAUUGUAGUUUAAAUGAAUGAAAAAAUUGAAUGGAGAUAUCCUAUUAAAGGUGUUACAGAGAGCGUAGUAAACUAAGUUAUUUACCACCUAAAGACUUAAUGUAGAUCAACAGUUGAAGAAGAAAUGAAAAUUUAACUACCUGGAAUAAUGUCCUUUAUUACAAAUGAAGAUAAGUUUGAGUUUGAACUUGAUGGCAUUUCUGACGAAUUCAACACUUUGAUUAGAUAGAGUUUACAAAUAAAGACUGUUAAAAAUUACUUGACAUCUUCAAAUGAUCAUCUUGAGUUCCAAGCUAAAUUUUCACCCUUAAAGCCUUUCAAAUAAACAAUUGAUUUUAAUAUAUUAAGACAAGCUGGUGGGCGCUGGAAGUUUAAAAUAACUCUUGAAGCUACUGAACCAAAAGAAGAUGAUAUUAUAAUAAUUAGUUCGCCACUUCAUAAAACAACAAGUGUUACUUUUAAACUAACAAAUAAGUCCAAGAGUUUUACUCCUUUUACUGCUUCAUUUACUCCAGAUAGUGAUGCUGAAUUUACUGUUAUGCCCAGGUCUGGGAAUUUAGAAUCUUACGGUAGAGAAGGAACUACAUUUAUAGUAUCUUUUACUCCUAUUGAAUAUGGAAAGACAAGACAGGGUAAGCUCAUAAUACAGACAGAUGAAAUGAUGUGGAGUUAUUUAGUUAAGGGAACUCUACCAAAAUAUAAUCCUCCAUAAAUAGAAUAAAGCAUGAUAGAUAAUAAACUUGAUAUAGAUUUAAUCUCUAAAUCAGUGCAUAAUAAUCAUUCUAAAAACUUUAUGGCUGAAAAUGUCAUAAAAAUGAAAAAUUCUUAAGUAGAGUCAAAUAUGAAAUAACUUUAGAAACACAAUAGUUCACUUUCUCUUUAGCUCAGAAGCAAAAAAUUCUGA
Messenger RNA from Tetrahymena thermophila SB210, 9360 nucleotides. RefSeq names its product calponin-like domain protein. Gene Ontology annotation, molecular function: protein binding. NCBI's taxonomy places the organism in Eukaryota, Ciliophora, Oligohymenophorea, Hymenostomatida, Tetrahymenidae. The transcript is spliced from 22 exons. The record is from RefSeq and is a predicted model, not a curated record.